UUCGGGUUAACAUUCAGUCAUUGAGUUAAUAAAGCUUCCAUUUAAUUGUAAAGUUACUUUUGUGAUUGAAAGUUCAUCAACUGUCAUUUGUUUAAUAAUUAAGUAAAAUGCCUCAAAAAGUGACUUUUUAUUUAUUCUUAGCCUUGGCUAUUCACUGUGUUUACUCAACUCCAAGUGAUGAUCUGUUGAAGAAAAAAAACAGUGAAUAUCCAACUUGGAUUGAAGCGAAUGGACGCAUCAACGAUCCUAAGGCCAUUACUAUCGGGGAAUUCCAAAACUCUAAGAAUCCGGUUAUUUGUCGACUCGUCACCUCAGAUGGACUGAUUCCUGGUACUGCCGACCCUGCUUCUGGUGUUUGUACGGCCAUCUGGAAUAAUGCUGUUGUAACCUCAUCUCACUUCGAAUACUUGAGUGGACCAUUAGGUCGACUUGACUGGGCUGAAUCUAAUCGAGGUAAUAUACCAACAGGUGCCGUUAUCGGUGGAAUCACAAAUGACGACCGUAAAAUAUACAUCGUUCGGUUGGCCAAGGAUAAAAACUCAGUUGAAACCUAUUAUGGUGGAGGAAUAACAAAAGGUGACCGAUCAGGUUCAGUCUUCAAGGAAGGUAAAGCCUUUACUACACCCACCUAUGAAGUUUUAUGUUUAACAACUAUUAUCAUUUGAAGAUAUUGUUCAUGAUCAUUAUCUGUACUUUUGAAAGAGCUAUCAGCUAAUCACUUAACAAAUUGUAACGUUAAAGAUACUCUUCGUUUAAUUGUUGUACAAUAAAUGUUUAGAUUUUUCGAUUCAUAAAAAAAUUAAA
Tetranychus urticae (two-spotted spider mite) is the source of this 804-nucleotide messenger RNA. RefSeq lists its product as uncharacterized. Lineage: Eukaryota; Metazoa; Arthropoda; Arachnida; Trombidiformes; Tetranychidae. The record is from RefSeq and is a predicted model, not a curated record.